Molecule: messenger RNA, 3364 nt
Organism: Stegostoma tigrinum
Lineage: Eukaryota; Metazoa; Chordata; Chondrichthyes; Orectolobiformes; Stegostomatidae
Product: probable G-protein coupled receptor 139
Exons: 2
Coding region: 107-1294 (395 amino acids)
Biological process (GO): G protein-coupled receptor signaling pathway
Cellular component (GO): membrane
Molecular function (GO): G protein-coupled receptor activity
Source: RefSeq, a predicted model, not a curated record
GAAAGCUCUGGGACUAACAGAGAUCUGGGACACCAGAGACAGAGUGAGAAAGAGUAGGAAGAUUGCAGUUUACAGUUGGAGCGUUAUAGAUUAGAAUGAUGCAACAAUGUAUUGGAAUCUGGCAAUGAUGGAUUGGAACAAUACAACACUGGAUUUGAAUCUAAGAACAAACGAUUGGAAUAUUACAACAACAGAUUGGAAUGGAUUGACAAUGGUUCAAAAUGAGAGAACAGUUGAUGGGAAUGGUAAAACAUUGGGAAGGGGUUUCAUUGAGAUGUUGGAUUCCCUUUCUGCUACUUUUGCUUGGAAGCCACUGAAGAUCCGCGUUCAAAUGGUCCUUCAGAUUAUGCAAUUCAUUUAUUAUCCGAUUCUCGCUAUCAUUGCAGUCCCUACCAAUGUAGUAACAAUUGUGAUCCUGUCCCAGGAAAAGUGUGGUCUCUCCCGAUGUGUCUAUCACUACCUGGUAGCAAUGGCAAUCGCAGAUCUCAUGGUAAUCAUCUUUGACCUCAUAUUGCGACACAUUCCAUUUGUCUAUUUGGAAGAGCAUCAUUUCUUAGAAGGUAUCCCUGUGUGUAAUAUCCACGCUGUCCUGCUUUAUGCAGCCACUGACUGUUCUGUCUGGUUCACCGUCACUUUCACCUUUGAUCGAUUUGUCGCCAUUUGUUGCCCAAAUCUGAGAAGUAAAUAUUGCAAUGUGAAAACAGCAGCCGUGGUUCUGGCAACAGUGACUGCAUUGAGCUGUUUGAAGAACAUUUUCUGGUAUUUUCUGUUUACUGAUCAGUAUUACAAUAGCAGCAGACCCUGGUUUUGUCGGGUGAAAAGGAAAGUGAGGUUUUCACCAGUCUGGGGAGCAAUUGAGUUCUGUCAUUACAUACUAACACCAGUAGUUGCCUUUAUUCUCAUUCUGCUUCUCAAUGUUUUAACGGUUAGACACAUUGCAGUGACCAGCAGAUCCCGCAGGAGACUCCAUCAGCAGAGAAACAGAAAGAGCACCAAAGACCCAGAGAUGAAGAGUCGAAAGAAUUCCAUCAUUUUAUUGUUUCUUAUCUCAGGGAAUUUCAUUCUGUUAUGGUCAGUAUCAAUGGUGUAUUCCAUAUAUUGGAGAAUGAAAUUUUUGGGAUAUGAGUCUGUAUCUCUGCCUCUGUUUGUAAUGGACCUGGGCUACAUGCUGCAGAUGCUGAGUUGCUGCACAAACACUGUGAUUUAUGUCAUCACACAUCCUAAGUUCAGAGAGCAUUUGAAGAAUAUUGUGCACUAUCCCUUUACUCCAAUUGUGAAAUGUAUUAAACAAUGAGACUGACUGAAGAAUUACAUCAUCAGCAAUCAAUGUUGCACACGUUUCUCUCUAACCCACAGUCCUGAUGUCUUAUUAAUAGACAUCAUUGAAAGAAGAUGAUAUCUCCAGGACCUUUGAUCUGUGAUUUUUCCUGCCUAAUUUGCCAGCCUGUGCACCUGUGCCAGUACACUGUUUAUCUGCAUCUCAAUCCAAGUGUGGGUGUGUGGCUGUGCAUGUGUCGAAGCAUCAGAGAGAUAGAUAGAGGAGCAGAUUCAGUAACAGACACACUAUGCAAGAGCAAACACAACAUGAUGAAAUGCUGUCGACUUUGAUGGUGAUAAACAUUGUGCUGACGUUCGUCUUUAAACUUAACUCAAAGAAAUAUAAACCUGUGAAAGCACAGUUGGUUAUGGAGUACAACAAAAACAAGAUGUGAAAUGUUCGCAUGGUAACUCAGCAGCUUUAGACUUUUAAGGAUGCAUUUCAAACUUCUCAAAGAGUAUACUUUUCACUGAGAGACACUUGAACAAGAAGGGAAUACCAUUCUUUCCAAACUAUAGAUGUUAAGAAUCGUAUCAAGGUGAAUGAAAUCGGUCAGUGCUGUGAAGCUGACUGGUAUAAGGUUAGACUUCUUUGAACCGUUAAUGAAUGAAGUUUUAAAAGAGAGGUAGAAAGUGGAAUAAAAAAUCUAAACCAGGAAGAAGUUUUAUUUCUCCAAAGGUCGAUGAAAGCAUAUAGGGAGCUAAAGGAAAUAUUCAUCCCUGAAUGAAUGGAAUUCAGUAAUUAACAAUGAUAAAAGAGGGAAUGGUAAAGACAUUGACCAAAUAUUUUCUAUCUCUUUCUGUAGAUGACGGGAUAAAAAUGGCCAAAAUGAUAGGAAAUUGGUGCAGAAUGAACAGGAACUGCAAACAAUUCUCAUCAUUCAGUGACUGGGAAAUAGCAAGCACUGCUGAUGCUGGAACUUAGAGAUGAUACAGUGUGGACCUGGAGGAACACAGCAGGUCAGGCAAUAUCAGAGGAGCAGGAAAGUUGGUAUUUUGGAUCGGGGCCCUUUAUCAGGACUGUGGAGGGACAAGGAAGCUCAGAAAUAAAUGAGCUGGUCUGGGGCUUGGGGAACAUAGGUGGGGUGGUGAUAGGUCGAUGCAGGAAGGGAUUGUGGAGAUUGGUCCAUGGGAAGGUUCGACAAAAUCAUCCCAGAUGCAGGACAUCCACAUUAAUCCCUGUUGGAAAUUGAAUGAUUGUUCGGGGCCAUGGACGGAGUUGAGUGAGAAGGAGGAGAGGGAAGUAUCGAGCAUUUGCAGAGAAAGGUAUCAUGCAUACUGAGGCUAUUGGGGUGUGUGGCGCGCACAAAGGAGUCAUGGAGAUAGCAGUCCCUGUGAAACAACUCAACUGCAUCUCCUGCAUUUCCUGCACUUAUACCCUCAAUCACCCACACCCCAGCAGCAAUGAGGAUAGAGUCCCCCUGAUCCUCCCAUACCUCCCUACCAAUAUCUGAAUUCAAUGCAUGCUCCACCACUUUCAUCACUUGCUAUCAGACCCCACUUCCAAAGAAAUAUUUCCCACCCCAUCUUUACCUGAUUUUUGGAGGGACCGCACUCUCCACUGAUACCUCAUUCACUCCACGCUUCCCUCCCGGCAACCGCAGGAACUGCUACACCUCCCCCAUACACCUCCGCUCUCACCCCCAUCCAACACCCCAAGCGAUCAUUCUGUAUCUGGCAGGGAUUCACCUGAACCACCUCCUAUCUGGUCUACUGCAUGUGUUGCCCCCACUGUGGUCUCUUCUAUGUGGACAGACCAAGUGCAGACUCAGUAAAUGAUUUGCAGAGCAUCUGUGCUCUGUAAGCUUCAAUCAACAACACCUUCCUGUUGCCAGCCAUUUCAACUCCCCUCCCACUCCAUUGGCGACACGUCCAAUACCUUAUGUUGCAGUUGGGGAUCUAACAGCUUAAUGGCUUCAACAUAGAAUUCACUGACUUCAAUAUCACCCCAAUCUCCGUCUCACCCCAUGUCUAGCCCUCCCACUUAUCCCCAUCUCUUUGACCUGAAAAAACCAUCUUCCUUCUCACUUUUCAGCCCCACCUUUCC